Notechis scutatus (mainland tiger snake) is the source of this 6646-nucleotide messenger RNA. NCBI's taxonomy places the organism in Eukaryota, Metazoa, Chordata, Lepidosauria, Squamata, Elapidae. The record is from RefSeq and is a predicted model, not a curated record.
UUGGAAACACUCUCAGAACUGGAGUGUGUCUUUGGUGAAACACCUCCUCGAUCCCCAGCUUUCUUUAGGAGGGCAGCAGCUUGCAGGGAGAAAGCGGGGAAGGUCUCUGGAAUCUGCAUCUUUCCUCUUUUUAGGGACACCACAAAGUGGCCUGGCUAGGGGGACCAAAUUGGAGGAGCUCCAGCUUAGCUCUGGGUGGAUGAUGAAGUCCUCUCCCAAUGGUUUCCGGCCGCGGGACCGUGUGAGCGCCCCUGAGUUGGCAACACGGGAGAGCCCUCCGAAUGCCAAGGCCGGGUCUUACGGCGUCACCGUCCGGGUCCAAGGGAUCGAUGGCCAUCCGUAUCUCGUGCUCAACAACACUGAAGGAGGCUUGUCAGCAAAUCUCUUGGGGCCUGAAAAUGGCCAACAGGUUGCAGCUGAUCAGCCGGCGGCAGAUUCUGCUCUUCCUGCCCUUGGACUCAUCCGGAAAAGCCACGAAGGGAGGCCCUUUGGCAGGCUUUGGGAUAAUGUGCCACCCAGUUGGAUCAAAAGCCUGAAGCAAGUCAGCAGCGCGGAGGGAAAGGAAGCCACCUCACCUUCCCAAGCUGAGAUUUCCCAGGCCUCUAAUUUGCUGAACUUCCAGAAAUAUCCAGAGCUGCUUCAACCCUAUAAUCCUGCAAACAGUAUCUUGAAUCUGAAGGACCUUCAGCCUCGCCUGCUGAGCAAAUCCCAGUCUCUUGAGGAUGAAGGGAAAUCGGAUUCCAGGCCUUGGAACCGGUCUUUGAGGGGGGCAGCAUUAGGUGACUCCACCCCCCAGUUUGCAGAACUGGCUAAAUCAAAACCAAAAACGGUGGACUUGACCAGGUCCUACCAAAACAAGCAGCAGCUGGGAAGCCCCAGUGAGGCUAACCAUCCUGGCGGAAGGCCUGAAUGGCUCACUUCUGGGGCAGGACCUUCACCUGCUGCAGGUUCCUCUGCCUGCCCGGAUCCUAGGAAAUGCAGGCCGGACCUCCUCCCUUUCCGCCAGCCGGACUCGGCAGGAGCAGCCCUGAAUGGUUCCCAGAAAUCUUUCUCUCCAUCCACUACUCCAACGUCUGCCACCUCUGUGUCCAGGUUUUUCCUAGAUGACCAAGAAUACGCCAUCUAUGCCGACCACGUCAACCGGCAUGAAAACCGGCGUUAUAUCCCAUUUUUGCCUGGAACCGGUCGUGACAUUGAUACUGGCUCCACUCCUGCAGUUGAAGAGCUGAUUGAAAAGUUUGACAGGAAAGUUUGUCCCCAAAGGAGUGGAAGGUUAGGGUUUAGGACUCGAACGCUCCCAGAGAACCCUAAGCGAUCCAAGAGCGUAGACAGCGCCUGGUCUCACGGGCCGCAUUCUGGGCGCAUCGGUGACUUCACCAGAAACCUAGGAAGAUCGUCGGAGCAUUUGGUCCAGUCCUCUCAAGUUUGCCUGCAGAAGCCGCUGUCUCCAGAGAAGAAGGCAACCCCUCUUGGGAAGCAGGUGGCCCCUCCGGUAGCAGGCAAGCUCCAGACAACCCCAGAAAUGAGAGCGUCUCCCAGCAGCCACUUCGGUUCCUUGCAGUAUCUGAGACAAGAUCAAAUGAACCCAGAGAGUUUGCCUUUGAAGUCUUCUACUCUUCCAAGGCAGCGUAAAAAAAGAGACCCUAAAACUCUGGCCUCCACUCUCCUGCUCCCAGAAAGCACCGGGAGUCAGACUCACUCAAAGAUGGAAACUUUUGCUUCUGGUUCAAAAAGUGCUCAGGUAACACCUGACCUGCUCAAGGGCCAGCAAGAACUUGCCCAACAAAGCAAUGAAGAGACGGCCAAGCAGAUUCUCUACAACUAUCUCAAAGAAGGUACUCGUGAAAACGAGGACGCUACCAAGAGGAAAGUCAACUUGGUAUUUGAGAAAAUCCAGACGCUGAAGUCCAGAGCAGCUGGCAGUCCCCAGACACCUGGUGGUGCUUCAGUGGAAGUUGACCUGUUGGUGGAAGAGAAGAAGCGAUUGACAAAGGAGGUUUCUGAGCUACAGAGGAAGCUGGACUUGGAAUUCAAGAGUCAGCAAAACUUCAAAGCUGAAAGGCAGACAAUGGAAGCCGAGCUUCAGAAGCUUCGACAACAGCUUGAAGAAAACAGGGAGGAGAAAGACACCCUCCGAAGGCAGCUGAAGGAAAGUGAGAACGACCUGAGAGAAAACCUGGAGGAGCUUUUCCAAAUGAAAAUGGAACGGGAGCAGCACCAGAGGGAGAUCCGAGACUUGCAGGAUCAACUGUCCGAGAUGCACGAUGAACUGGACAGCACGAAGCACGCGGAGGGCGAGAAGGAGCAACUCAUAGAGGAGCUGAUGCAAAUGAAGCAGGAGCUGCAGGUGCUGCUGGUGCUCCAAGACCAGCAAGAAAAGAUCCUGAAGAAACGUGAGCGGGAGCUGACGGCCCUGAAGGGCGUCUUGAAGGAAGAGAUGGCCAGCCAGGACCGGGAGAUUGGCCACCUCAAGGAGCAGCACGUCCAGGAGCUCCAGAGCCUGAGCGACAGCCUGGCCAAAGCCACAGAGGAAAUCGGUGCCCUGUCCAGUGCAAAGGCUGAAGCUGAGAAGGCGCAAAGGAGCCACGAAGGCCGACUGGCUGGGAUGGCCGAGCAAAACGGCCAGCUGAGGAGGGCCCUGGGGCAGCGGGAGAAGCAGCAGCAAGACCUGCAGCUGGAACUGGAAGACUUGAGGGGAGGCAAGGAGGAAGCCGAGGAAAGGCUGAGAAGCUGCAUGAGAGAGAUGCAGUCCUUGAGCCGUGCCAAGGAGGAAGCCUGCCAGCUGGCCUCGGCCAAGGUGUCCUUGGAAGCCCAGCUGGAGGACACCCAGCGGAAGAUCGGUCGGCUGAGCCAGGAGCAGCAGCAGCUGAUGGGCUGUCUGGAAGACGAAGCUUCCCAAAAAGAUCAGCUACAGAAGACGAAGCGCGAACUGGAGAAAGAGCGGCAGCAGCUGGACGGAACUGUUGAAACGCUGCAGAAGGAGAUGGCGGAAAUCGUUAAAGUGUCCCAGGAAUCAACCCAGAAACUCCAGAAGCAACUUGAUGAGUACAAGGAGAAGAACCAGCAGCAGUUGAGAGAUUCACAGCAGCAGCUGCAGGACAAAACCCUGGAGCUGGAAAAGGCCUCCCAGACCAUCCUCAGAAUGCAAGAGCAGGUACGUUGUAUGGAGGAAGAAUUACAGGGUCACAAAAAAGCCCAAAAAGAAAUCCUCACAAAGACUCGGCUUCUGGAAGACACGGUGAAGAACUUGGAAUAUGAACUGGAAACUAAAAGCCACUGGAAAGAAGAUCGGGCAAGACAGGCCAAGAUACUGGAGGACAAGAUAUCCCAGCUGCAGCUGGAGCUGGAAGAAGAACGGAACAAUUCCGAUAUCCUGUCUGGGAGGAUUGGCAGGGACAGAGAACAGAUGGAGCAAAUGAGGAGCAAACUCCUUCAGGAAAGGACAGCCAGGCAAGAACUGGAGGGCGACAAGACCACCCUGGAAAGGCAGAACAAAGAGCUGAGAGGCCAGAUCCUGCACCUGGAAGCCUCUCACAAGCCCAGCAAGGAAGGCCUUGUGGCCCAGGUGGAAGCCCGCCUCCUGGAGCUGGAGGAGCAGCUGGAGAGUGAGGAGAGGGACCGAGCUCACCUCCAGUUGAGCAACCGCCGACUGGAGAGGACUGUGAAGGAGCUCCUGAUGCAGGUGGACGAUGAACACCUCUCCUUGACUGACCAGAAGGACCAGCUCAGCCUGCGCCUGAAGGCCAUGAAGCGGCAGGUGGAGGAAGCAGAGGAAGAAAUAGACAGGCUGGAGAACACCAAGAAGAAGCUUCAGAGGGAGCUGGAAGACCAAGUGGACCUCAACGACCAGCUGCAAGGACAACUGACCACCAUCCGGCAGGACCUCAGACGCCAGAAGACUUCCAGUAAGCUGCUGAGCGACUUUGACUAUGAGGACGAUGAGGACUUCAGCACUGAUGGGGAGAGCCUUCUCGAUGCCCCCUUGGGGUUGAAGUCCUUCAAGCACAGCGACGGCCAAGCCAGGAAGGAUGCCAACGCCUUAAUGGCCGGGACUCAAGGCUCCGCGGAAUCCAGGCACCACCGGCUGCAGGAAUCGUAGCGUCAGGUGACCGUGGCUCCUUUUUCUUAAAUGUGCCUAAAUGUUCAGGUGUAUUUCAGAAAGAAACUCUUGUGAACGAAAAGGCCUUCCAGUUCACACCUUCAGGGAGGCUUCCAGCUCUGAGCACCUGGCUGGCCCCAGACUGCCCCCAACUGGGGGUCUUUCCCUUGGAAGCUGUUUCAGAGGAGGGGAGGGAGGGUGUUUGUUACUAGAGCAGAGGAAGGAAUAUACAGAGCGGGAGGUGAGAAUGUACAUAUUUUUGAAUCAUGAUUUUUUGCAACUCUUGCAACGUUUUUGUGUAGUUCCAUGCUUCUGUAGUGCAUAUCAACAGUGCAUAAGCCUUAAAACCCUGUUGCAGUAAACUCCAUUUGUUCAGCAAACGUGUUUAUGAGCUGAAGGAGAGCAGCGUGGCCUUGGGAAGGUGGAAAAAACAGGACACCAGGAGCCAUUUCCGCUCAGAAAAACUGUUCCCUGUUCCCCGUCUCGGCUUCCUUGCUCUGGCUUCCAGGGAUCAAGUCGAUGGGAGACGGCUGGCUCCUGGUCUUGCCACCCUUCAGGAAAGAGACUUUUGCUCCGACCUGGGGCAGCCCCGGGUGCAGAGGAGAAGCGGGGCUGGCCUGGCCUGCUGGAGCCACGGCUGCCUUUGGGUUUGGAGCUGGAACAGCUGCUUGGCUCUUCCUGGAUGGCAAUAACUGCUCCUCUGGUGGGUUAUAAAGGGCUGAGAAGCACACCAGAAAAAGCAUUUCUGUUUUCUUGUCCUCCAGUUUUGAUGGUAGCUGCCUGUAAGUGGCAUUUGAAUGCCCUCGAAGAACUUGCGAGUGUUUGCAAACGUUUCUAUUAUGAUCUGCAUUUUUAUCUUUCCACCAAAUCUUUGCUCUGUUAGGACAACCUUUAAUGAGGAAAUAAUAGUAUUACCAGCCCUGGGCAACUGUUCUUUUCUACCACUUUGUCAAAGCGUUCAAUUUGAAACUGGUUAGCCUCCAAUGUCUUUUUUUAGAGUCCACAUUGAGGAUGUUAAAUUCCAGCAUAAACAAAUCCUGGAAGCUGCACAGUCCCUUGAGAGAGGGAAAGUAAUGCUCCCGAAAAGCUCUGGCAUCUGGCCUCUGUGGGUUUGCGAGUGGAACCUUAAGGAGGGUCUGCUUUGACUCCACAACAUCCUUUGGGCUUUAGAGCCAAUUCACUCCAUGGGACACGCCAGGAUCGGGCUUCCCUCCCACCCACAAAUCCCAAGGGCCGCAUAGUAGGAGCAGAGACCAUAGACUGAGGAAGGGAACGGGAGGAGGGAAGCCGAGGAUUCGGAUUUGGGCUUUGUGAGCAUGUCUGCACGUGCGUGUGCCUCAAGUGCAGAGGCAGGACGUCAUCAUGUCCAGCUGACCUGUUCAUGGAAGGAGGGCCGCUGGUCUUGGUGGCAGUUGACUGCUGCUGUCUCUGGUGGCCACGUGGCUCUUUCUGUUGCCGUGAGAGUUGAAAAAAGCAAAGUUCUGCUAGCUUGCUGAGCCAAGAAGAAGCGGCUUUUUCCUUGGCAGAAGACCCAGGUGGAGCCCCUGGCCAGCCUGCUUGCUGGUUCAGUCCCGCCAUCUCAGGUGGGGAAGGAGAACCCUUGUGGAAGAGGAGGUGGCAGGUGGAGCGACCGAGCACCUUCUGCUCCCACAGGGAAGGGGCCUUGUUCCAAUUUCAUAGAAUUCUGUUAGUGGGAGCCACAAAAGAUCACAGAAGAUAACCUGAAAGAUUGGAACUUCUUGACAGACGGUUUCUGAUCAUAGCAGAUAAAGCAGGACAGAUCUUGAAACCAGAUAGUGCUUUUUUUGCUCCAGUUCUUCAUGAAUGAGAUCGUGAAGUAAUUUGUCCAAAUUGUUCAGGUAACUUUAGAGCACGGGUGCCAAACAUGCAGCAUCACGUUUCCGUCACAUCAUGUAUGGUGAUGUUUUUCCCCUUUGCGGAGCUGGGGUGACGCAUCCAGCCUGUAGGCCGCCCGUUUGACAUGCCUGCUUUAGAGCUUGUGUCCUGCCAAGAGAGAUAAGGAGCCGAUUGACUCCUUGAUGUCAUGAUCUGAAAAUAUGUGUCAAAACGUAUUGUAAAGCAUUUGUAUCCACUGAUAGGUAAUGGGGAAAUAUUUGCCCUGAGAUGUACUUGAUUUUCAACAGAUUUAUUCUCAGGAAGUUUGCAGCUAAUCUGAAUGAGAUGCAUUUUCUUUAUCUGUCAAUAGCUUUUAAAAACAAGGAAGAAAUGACCUGGAAAUGUGCUGUGUUGACAAUCAGUUCAAACUCUUGUAUUUUUUCUUCUGAUACUAAAAUGCCACCUUUAUUUUAAUACUAUUCUUUACAACUCUCUUCUUGGAUCGUGUCUGAGCAAGCUGAAGACAAAAAUCUGUUGGGAAACAAAUUUACUUUUAAUUUCAAGGGCUUUUUACUGGAAAAACGUCCAGUAUAAACUGAGACUGAGACUGUAAAGAAUUUGGAGAAAAACCAAGGAAUUUUUGCAGCUACCUCCAGACAUGCUAAACCAUAAAACUCUAGUUAUUUUGAAAUAAAUGGUAAAUCUUUCUGC